GACGACGACGAAAAAAAGACGAAGAAAGACCGAAACCGAAACCGAGACCGAAGACGCAUGCCACACAACUCAAAACUAAACGAAUUUUUAAGAGUCGCGUGUUUCGAAUCAGAAAAAGAAAAUCACUUAUUACUAUUUAUUAUACAACUGCAAGUCAAGUGAAGCGUUGCCUCGUUGAAAGUGCAAUCGAUAAUCAAUAAUCGCUGCUGCGAUCGUUAAUCGGUAAUCGCGCGAUCGUGUGCUUAAACCUGCUUUGCGAGUAUAUAACGUAAUCGUGCAACGCGAGUUUCCAGUUGUUUUCGUAGUUGUUGUUGCCGUUGUAGCGUAGCAUGUGGGCCAGGGGCCAAAGCUGAAAGCGGGCAAUUGCUGCCAGCAGCCAGUCAGCGCUGACCAAUGCUAAUUUAGCAACCCCUCAGAAAAGAAAAAAAAAAGAUAAAAAGAAAAACAAUCAACAACGAUUUCGAUUUGCCAGCAACAACAACCACAACUGAGCUUACAAAACCCACAAAAAGUGUCAAUUACAACAGCCGCAGCAACACACCCAAAGACACACACACACACAAACAUGGCCAGCAUACGCUUGAGAUCGCUGCCGUUGUUGUUGCUGCUGCUAUCGAGCAGCGUGCAAAGCACGCGUCUGCCGCUUGAAGUCUACGAGCUGACGCCGACGUCCAGCGGCAGCGAUGACAGCGCCAAACACAAGACGCUGGAGUACACCAUCUACGAUGCCAAAGAGACGUUGCCAACAGGUGCGCCACCAACAGCAGCAGCAGCAGCAGUAGCAGCCACAGCUACAACAGCAACCACAACGACAACGACGACGACGAGCAGCGAAAAGCCGCUAACUGUUGCUGUUGUCAGCAUCUCCAGCGAGCAGAAGGAGCAACAGGAGUCGGAACCAGCGAAACGGCGAGCGCGCCAAAUGUUGCAGCAGCAACAUCGCCUAAGCGGCAGCAGCAACACCAACAACAACAACAACAACAGGCAUGCGCAUUCAAAGGAGCUGCGCAUACUCUAUCAAGUGGGGGACUCGGAAGAGGAUUUGCCAGUGUGUGCACCCAAUGCGGUCUGCUCUAAGAUUGAUCUCUACGAGACGCCUUGGAUUGAGCGACAAUGUCGCUGUCCGGAAUCAAAUCGCAUGCCCAACAACGUCAUUCUCCAUCAUCACGAGCAUCCACAUGCCGGACACGAACAAAAGUAUCGCAACUACUUCGAGAAAGAGAAAAUGUUGCAACACAAGCGAUUGCUACUCGGCGAGUUUCAGGACAAGAAAUUCGAGAGUUUGCAUCUGAAGAAACUGAUGCAGAAAUUGGGCGCAGUCUACGAAGAUGAUUUGCAGCUGCAGUCGGGCGAUUAUCUGGAACGUUCCCCCGACUACAACGAAGCAUUGCCGCAAUCCGGCUACGAGGAGUUGACGGACAACGAGUUACCACACUUGCCACAACCGCGAGGCUCGACGCACAUGCGACAUUCGGGACAUCGCGGCCUCAAGGAGGCGACCAGCUACAUUGGCGGCUGUCCGAGCAGUCUGGGCGUGGAGGAUGGACACACGAUUGCGGACAAGACGCGACACUAUAAGCUCUGUCAGCCGGUGCACAAGUUGCCCGUUUGCAAGCACUUUCGUGAUUACACCUGGACGUUGACUACGGCAGCGGAAUUGAAUGUCACCGAGCAGAUUGUCCACUGUCGCUGUCCCAAGAACUCGGUCACCUAUCUGACGAAGCGCGAACCCGUUGCCAAUGAUAGCACAGCCUAUCGCUAUCUCUUUGCCUGCUCGCCGUUGACUCGUCUACGCUGCCAGCGCAAGCAGCCCUGCAAGCUCUUCACGGUGCGUAAGCGUCAGGAGUUCCUCGACGAGGUCAACAUCAACUCGCUGUGCCAAUGCCCCAAAGGACAUCGUUGUCCCAGCCAUCACACGCAGUCGGGCGUCAUAACGGGCGAGAGUUUCCUUGAGGACAACAUACAGACCUAUUCUGGCUAUUGCAUGGCCAACGAUUGAAUUGAGUUUGCCGACUACUAUCUACUAUAUACAAAAUAUAUAUACACACAACAUAUAUAUAUAUAGAUAUGGGCUAUACAUAGGUUUAUCUAGGACUAUAUAUGCUUUUAUAAGUCGACUGAGCCAAUUGAGUCUCGCCAAGUUAACAAUUAAACUGAAACUAAAACUACAACUACAACUAUAACUGGGAUGCGUGUGUGUGAAUGUGUGUGUAAUGUAUACAUGUGUGUGUGCGUGUGUGUGUGCUGUGUGUAAAGUUGAGCAGAAGUUUUUUGUUUUUAGUUGCUACCAAAAUUUGGUCAUACAUCGUAAUAUAUAUAUAUAUAUAUCGGAUAUGUAAUAUGUAAUAACAAAUAAUCGAUAAUCUAAAAUAUGCAUAAAUAUAACUAUUUAAUUAGUUCUAAGGCGCAGUUUGUUAUACAAAUCAUUUGUAAUGAAUAUUUAUAAAGAGCGUAUUGAAAAUCUGUAACAUAGCCCCUCUUCUCCUUCUCCUCCCUUUUUUCACUCACUUAUUAAUUGUAUAUAUUAUACGCAGUUUCUUUGACAGCAAUUCCCCGGCUGCAAAUCCAACUCCCAUGCGUGCCAAAUUAAUAUGCAGCUUCUUUUUAUCUUACUCGCCCUCUUUUAGUUUUUAUUAAUGCAUUAAUUAAACAGAUUUAGCAACAAGUUGUACAGUUAGAAACUGUUUCGCAAGGCAGCGGCAGCAGCAGCAAUUUUUAAGAACGAAGCAUAACAAAAAUGAGUAUAUAAAUAUAUAACUUGCUUUAAUAUUUUUAUGAAAAUAUACACAUAUGUAAAGUUAAUAUUAAUCAUAAACAUAUUCAACGAACGAAUUAAAUCGCAUAUGCAAAAAUUUGUAAUUUCAAUUGUAAAAUUCUCUUAUUUAU
Messenger RNA from Drosophila albomicans, 2886 nucleotides. RefSeq names its product protein giant-lens (gene aos). The transcript is spliced from 4 exons. The record is from RefSeq and is a predicted model, not a curated record. Bases 566 to 1999 code for a protein of 477 amino acids. NCBI's taxonomy places the organism in Eukaryota, Metazoa, Arthropoda, Insecta, Diptera, Drosophilidae.